Arachis stenosperma is the source of this 1513-nucleotide messenger RNA. Its product is annotated as protein FAR-RED IMPAIRED RESPONSE 1-like. The record is from RefSeq and is a predicted model, not a curated record. Gene Ontology annotation, molecular function: zinc ion binding. The transcript is spliced from 4 exons. Bases 47 to 1513 code for a protein of 488 amino acids. Lineage: Eukaryota; Viridiplantae; Streptophyta; Magnoliopsida; Fabales; Fabaceae. Gene Ontology annotation, biological process: regulation of DNA-templated transcription.
GGUUGUGCUGGAUCAUUCACACCCCUGCUGUCCAAGCAAAGCAGAGAUGCUCAAACAGCACAGGGAACUAAGCAUGUCCAUUCGUCGUACGAUAGAGAAUAACGACGAGGCCGGUAUCAGACCAAGCAAAACCUACCAAUCAUUUGUUGCGGCUGCCGGGGGUCACCGCGAGUUAAAUUUCAUCGAAAAGGACGUGAGGAAUUACAUUACCAGGGAAGUGCGGAAUGUUUCCGAACAAGAAGAUGCAAAGGAAUUCGGGAAAUAUUUGUUAAGGAUGAAAGAGAAGAAUCCGAAUUUCUUUUUCGAGCUCCAACUCGAGGAGGAUCAAUCGAUUAAGCUGGCCUUUUGGGCCGACGCAAGAAGCAGAGCGGCCUGUGAGUAUUUCGGAGACGUCAUUUCAUUCGACACCACCUACAAUACAAACAGGUAUAAUUUGGUCUGUGGUUCUUUUGUCGGGGUGAAUCACCACGGCCAGUCAACACUUCUCGGAUGCUCUUUGAUGAAGAACGAAGAAAUUGAAUCAUUCAAAUGGUUAUUUCAAUGCUGGCUUCGUUGCAUGGGAGGAAACGCUCCGAAAGGGUUUCUCACCGAUCAGUGCGCAUCAAUGAAAAGGGCUUUAGAGGCCUGUAUGCCAACAACAGUUCACCGCUGGUGUAUUUGGCACAUCAUGAAGAAGAUUCCAAGCAAAUUAAACGGGUACAAGGCACACGCCGAUGUCGAACAACAAAUGAGCCAUGUUGUUUGGAACUCUCACAGCAAAGACUCAUUCGAUAGGAAUUGGAACGAUUUUCUGGUGAAUUUUGGUCUUGCGGACAACAAGUGGCUCUCAGAUCUGUACGAAGACCGUCACAUAUGGGUUCCUAUCUAUCUGGACCACCACUUCUGGGCAGGGAUGAGAAGCACACAAAGGAGCGAGAGCAUGCAUUCAUUUUUUAACAAGUACAUCACCCGUAACAGCUCGCUCAUUCAGUUCGUCAAACAGUACGAUAAUUGCCUCGGAAGCAGGGAGCAAGCAGAGAGAGAAUCAGAUGCUGCAGAUUUUCAUACGGUCAUACCAUGUGCAACCAAAUCCCCCAUCGAAACUCAGUUUCAAGAUGCGUACACCCAAGCAAAGUUUAGGGAAGUCCAAGCCCAAUUCAGAGGAAAGGCGAAUUGCAUCACCAGAUUAAAGAAUUCUGCUCUAGGCUAUUCAGUAUACGAAGUUGGAGAACAAGUUUCCAGCUCAAUAUUGGACAAGUUCGCGGUUACCUACGACUCAGUUGCAGCCGAGGUAAAAUGCCAAUGUUUAUUAUUCGAGUCGAGAGGGAUACUGUGCCGUCACGCACUAAGCGUGUUAAGCUUCGAACAAGUAAGCCAAGUGUCCCCUAGGUACAUACUGGAACGAUGGAGCAAGAAGAUAAACCUGUUUGAUGCUGCAUCAGCGGCGCAUUCAAGUAGCAGCCAAUACCAGGGACAAGUUAUAAAUUAUCAGUUCAGGGUACCAGCAGCAGGGGAUAACUCUUUGGGUGUAUAG